ACUAAUGUAUUAUCGUCUGUUUAUUUCUUUAUUCUUUAUUUACAUGUAAUGAUUUGUAUUCGAACGUUUGUGAGAGAUAAUACAAUAAUUAUAUUAUAUAUACUUACAUCGAUGUAAUACAUGAAUUGCACUAAUUUGUCUUUUUUUAUGAUGUGUUGAAUUUGUAUAUAUAUUUUUAGAAAGACAAGAUAAAAUGGAAAAUCCUGAAAUAGGUACUAGUGCAUCUAAUCGUAUAUCAACAACGUCAUGGUGUCACCCUGCACACAAAAUACAUCGGUUCACAGCGCUAUUGUUAAUGUGUUUCCUUUGUUUUGGUUCAUAUUUCUGUUAUGACACACCCGGAGCUCUGGUAGAUAAUUUCAAGGAUGACUCACAUUUAAACACAUCUCAGUUUGCAUUGUUGUAUUCAAUUUACUCAUGGCCUAAUGUAAUAUUAUGUUUCAUUGGUGGUUAUCUAAUUGAUAGGUACUUUGGUGUUCGAUUGGGCACUGUAAUAUACAUGGCUAUAGUUUUGAUAGGAGCUGUAAUAUUUGCCUUUGGAGUAUAUGUCAAUGCAUUUUGGCUAAUGAUUCUCGGCAGAUUUGUUUUUGGAAUAGGAGGAGAAUCACUACAAGUAGCUGUGAACAACUAUGUAGUUCUUUGGUUUAAAGGAAAAGAGCUCAAUAUGGUAUUUGGAUUGCAAUUGUCCUUUUCCAGAUUUGGAAGUACAGUAAAUUUCUGGGUUAUGGAACCCAUUUAUAAAUGGGUUGGCAAUUACUACGCUGGUUACGAAAGGCUAGGAGUUGCAUUAUUUAUUGCUGCACUUACAUGCCUUAUAUCUUUGGUUUGCGGUUUAAUUCUGGGAUGGAUGGACUAUAGAGCUGAAAAAAUUCUUGGAAGGCAAGAUGAACAAGCUAAUGAGGAACCAUUUCAUCUUAAGGAUGUUUUGCAUUUUAAAUCUGUAUUCUGGCUUGUUUCUGUGAUUUGUGUAGCAUAUUAUUUGGCUAUAUUUCCAUUUAUUGCCUUGGGAAAAUUAUUUUUUGAGCGCAAAUUCGACUUCCUGCCUCAAGAUGCCAACACUGCAAACUCGAUGGUUUAUUUAUUAUCAGCAGCAUUGAGUCCCUUCUUUGGUAUUUUAAUUGAUAAGACUGGAAGAAAUGUUAUGUGGGUUAUUAUAAGUAUUUUGACCACUAUUGGUGCACAUUUUAUGCUCGCUUUCACCUUUUGUAACCCAUAUAUUGGAGUGAUCUCAUUAGGAAUUUCAUAUUCAUUAUUAGCAAGUGGUUUGUGGCCACUAGUAGCCUUAAUCGUAGCGCAAAAUCAGUUGGGGACAGCAUAUGGAAUAUGUCAAGCAGUUCAAAACUUGGGCCUGGCUACUGUUAUAAUAUUGGCAGGUGUUAUCGUUGACAAAUAUGGUUAUUUGAUGUUGGAAAUGUUCUUUUUAGGAUGCCUAUUUGUAUCAUUAAUUGCUGCUGUUCUUAUAUACAUUAUUGACUCCACUGGCAAUGGUAUAUUAAAUAUGUCACCAAGUAUGAGAGAAUCUAUGAAAGAGUCUAAUGACUCUGACGAAACUGCAAAUUUAUUGGACAAUGAAGUGGAAAGUGAACGAGAAGAAACAGAUUCAACAAGACCAUCAGAAGCACUGGAAUCUUCCACCCCCAUUUCGCAACGAGAUGUUGCACAAUCUCAGUCUGAUAGAAUACGCAGUAGAUAUUUAGCACAAAUAUUGCCAAAUUCUAACAUUCCUGACAGACAAUAGAAUAACAUUAUUAUGAAUGUAUGCAUAUACAAAUUUGUAAAUAAUUAUUCAAGUAAUUUUUAAGUAUCUAAGAAUCAAAUUAUUUAGU
Molecule: messenger RNA, 1826 nt
Organism: Achroia grisella
Lineage: Eukaryota; Metazoa; Arthropoda; Insecta; Lepidoptera; Pyralidae
Product: major facilitator superfamily domain-containing protein 1-like
Exons: 11
Coding region: 194-1738 (514 amino acids)
Biological process (GO): transmembrane transport
Cellular component (GO): lysosome
Molecular function (GO): transmembrane transporter activity
Source: RefSeq, a predicted model, not a curated record